CCAAUUCUCAAAAAAUGUCUAUUGAUCAUCACAAAAUGAAACCCGCGACGCCAGAUUACUCUAAUGGGCUUAGUACGGUACUGGAAAAUAAGUCUCGCCACCAGGCCACAACUGUCGUAAUUCCGCUAACUUCAGGCGUUAUAUGGCUGUUACUUGAACAGGAUUGAGGCAAUUGGACAGGAUAGGUAUAUUAAGCAGGAAGGCUUUGCUAGCGUGAGAAUAAGUAAGAUAUUUCAUAUUAAUCGUAUGUCAAAUCACUACCUCACAUGCAGUGACUAGUCGAAUGUUCAUAUGCAUGGGUGGUGAAGGAAUCUGCAGCGGACUUGGGGUCGGCAAGCUAACUUUUUAGACACGGAGUGGACCAGGGAUCGUUUUUUUUAUUAUGUGGUUGUUGGUCAUCAUGUUGUUAGUAUUUAGUUUUCUUGUAAAAAAAAAUCGCUUUUCUUAUUAAUUGCUUUAAACUUUUUAGUUGACGUUGUCAUAAAAAAUUGCGAACCUUGUAGCGGUUACGUUUGGCAGUUCGAUUUGGACUUGGUGUCCAUGUAUUUGAGUAUCGCUCUCUUAUUAUAGGGAAUUAUAAAAAUUAUGUCACCUUUUCCUUCCUUCAGAAGCAAGUACUCUUAUUCAAUAUUUUUAGGCCCAUCCCAAAGCUUCUGAACUUUAAUUAGGUUUUUUAUUCUCGAGAGAUGAACUCUGAAAAUGUACCUGAUAGACUGAAAGCAUUGGAAGAGAUUGAAAAAAAGAUAACCAGUGCUUUAAACAAUGCAGGUAAAUUACUUUUUCUGAACCUCAUCAACAUGUCUACAGUGUAUUAUCAACCAGUAUAUUUCGUUCAUUCCAAUAAUCCUGACAAGACUACAAAUGAUAUAGCUAAAGGGCAAUACCACAAAAAUUCAUAUUGUUUUACACUUCUAGCACUGGCACUUCAAGAAUUGGGUAAAGAUAGACCGAUGGAAAAAAAUGUUGAAAAACAUUCAGCAAGCUAUAUGAAGGCAUUGGAAGAAGUUGAAACUGAUAUGCUGAUGCAGAUAAAUUAUUUAACACAGAUUAAAAGAAUCAUACAUGUAGAUGGAUUGAAUAUUUUAUGCAAAAGAAAAAAUCAUUGAAAAGUCUGCUCUUUAACGAGUGACGGAUACGCGACGAUUACUUCAGAAGUUGUUCGAGAGAAUUUCAAGGCGAUGAAAAUGUAUUUUUGAUUUACUAAUAUAUAUACCUUAAAUAUGUUUUUAAUAAAUACUAAAUUAAGUCGGUACAUUCUGGAAAUUUAUAGCAGAUAGUAUAAUUUUUUCUAACAGCGAUAACAAAUUCACAAGAUCACAAAAAAUAGAUAUAUAUCAAAGAUGAAUAUAAUCAGGCAAUAUAUUCUCUCAUUAUUAUGUUCGCAGAUGGCAUGGGAAUUUUAAAAAAGUGAUGCUUUCAUCUCAUCGUAAGUCUACGCUACCGCAAGUUACCAUGAUGAACACAAAUAAAUUAAAAUAGAAACCCAUUUUAAAUUCUCGUCGUUGUCAUGGAUUGAAUACUGUGCGACAGAAAAGUCCAUUAUACACCGAAAAAGUCGGCCGAAAAAGCUGGAUUAGGGGUAUACAUAACGUAUCUCUUCUACGAGCAAACCCUUGGAAGUAUAGAUAACAGAUGAUGCAAGAUGUUCCACAAAGGUUAUAUUUGAACAAUGUUUUUUUAAUUCUU
Styela clava is the source of this 1686-nucleotide messenger RNA. NCBI's taxonomy places the organism in Eukaryota, Metazoa, Chordata, Ascidiacea, Stolidobranchia, Styelidae. The record is from RefSeq and is a predicted model, not a curated record.